UAUAAUUCGAAAUAAUUGAUUUUGUUUUGAUGUUAAUUUAAAAAUGCGACGUAAUUGGAGAGGACGAGGUAGAAGUAAUUGGAGUAACAGGAAAAAAGACAGUCAAAGUGUUAAUAAUGCAUCAUGCUCGGUUAUGGCUUCCAUAUCUGAUGCCGGUUCUUCUUCCUCAAAACCACCGGCAAACCAAAUGCCCAUAGUGAUUCCUAUCAAUUCAAAUAAUAAUAUAUGGAAGUUAUACUUCCCCAUUGAAGACAAUCCCAGUGAUCCCGAAGUUAUCAAGCAUAUUAAAUGUGUUCAAAGCUAUAUUGAUAAAUACAGGGCUACUUUUGAUUUGGAAAAGAUGAACCAAACACACAGUGUCCCUUUGGAUGCUCAGAAAAUGUAUAGCGAUGAAGUAUUGAAAGCAGAAUGGCCAACGUUUCAUAGUGAUCUGUUUGAUAAGCCAGAAACAACAUUGCCUCUUUUGGAAUUUUGCAUACAUGAAAAAUUCAACUGCCAAUCUAAAAUAAAAGUAAGAAUAUCAAAUCACCAGCCCCCCAUACUUAUAGGAGAACUAAAACUUAAUUAUUUUGGUAAAUUAAUAACAAUCAAAGGCACUGUUACACGGAUUAGUUGCACUGGAUUAGUUUGCACAUCAAUGGCAUUUGAGUGCUCAGGCUGUCGGAAUGUCCAAGCUAUAAUGCAACCACAGGGAAUAUUCACAGCUCCUAAUGUCUGUCCAAAAUGUAGGAGUGGUAACAAGUUUCAGCCAUUACAGUCUUCUCCCUACACAGUUACAACUGACUCACAGAUUGUUAUUAUUCAAGAACUCCAGUCACAGAGCUCGACAGGAACUAUUCCUAAGAGUAUAGAAGUUGAACUUCUAGGUGACUUAGUUGGAUGUACCCGACCAGGAGAUUUCCUUUCCGUCACUGGUAUUGUACAGGUGCGGAAUGAAACAAAAGGUGGUGAUGAUGGGAAGAAAGCAGCUAGACUGUUGUUGUUGUACAUAGAAGCCAUAUCUGUACAAAAUGAUAAAAAUAUAAGCAAUCCAACAGUGUCAUUCACUUUAAAAGAUUAUUAUGCGAUUCAGGAAAUCCAUGAUUAUAAGAAUGUGUUCAGAUUACUUGUACACUCGCUAUGUCCAGCAAUAUUUGGUCAUGAGUUGGUGAAGGCUGGUUUAAUACUUGGGUUGUUUGGCGGAACAGAAAGAGAAGAUGGCACACGAUCCAACCCACACAUACUUGUAGUUGGUGAUCCAGGGCUGGGGAAGUCACAACUACUGAGAGCAGCGCUAAAUGCGUCACCUAGAGGUGUGUACGCAUGCGGAGCGUCCGCGUCGGGCGUGGGACUGACGGUGUCGCUAGGUCACGUGGGCAAGGACUUAGCUAUGGAGGCCGGCGCGCUUGUGCUCGCUGACAAAGGAGUCUGCUGCAUCGACGAGCUGGAUAAAAUGCCGGCGUACCACAGCAACCUGCUGGAGGCGAUGGAGCAGCAGCGCGUGUCGGUGGCGCGCGGCGGCGUGGUGUGCAGCCUGGCCGCGCGCGCCGCCGUGCUCGCCGCCGCCAACCCGGCGCACGGCUCCUACAACAGAGCUAAAACAGUGAUUGAAAAUUUGAAACUUCAUCCAGCUCUAUUGUCCAGAUUCGACAUUGUUUUCAUUUUGUUGGACCAGCCUAAUGAGAAAAUGGAUGCCAUGCUCUCUGAACAUAUUUUAGGUCUACACAAAGGAAGUAAAAAUAAUCGAAUGAGAGACUCAAAUGACGGGUCUAAGCUUAGUAAAACUGCGAACUCACCGGAAAACGAAGGCGAUAUUUCACUCAGUGACAAACUACGGCUGGAGCCAGGGGAGUAUAUUGACGUCUUACCAACAGUAUUACUUCGCAAAUACAUCGCAUACGCCAAGAGAUACGUUCACCCCAAACUGAGCGCCGCAGCGGCCAACAGACUGCAUGAUUUCUACGUCGAGCUUCGACAGAAUCAAGGAGUCGGCGUCGACGGAACGCCCAUCACGACUAGGCAACUUGAAGCGUGUAUUAGAUUGACACAGGCUAGAGCCAGAGCAGAGCUACGGGAGGAGGCGACAAUAGAAGAUGCGGAUGACGUCAUCAGCCUUAUGAAACACUCCCUCAUAGACACAUUCUGUGACGAGUAUGGCAACAUUCCACUGUCAAAGCCAACGCAAAGUUCCACCAAAGGUCGCGCUAGUAAGGCCAAAAAGUUUUUAGAUGCAAUAUCAAGGGCUACUCAACAAUAUAACAAGGAUGUGUUCUCAAGACAGGAGUUAAUACAGAUACAUAAGGCUGCUGGUAUUGCAGGGGAUGCAAGCGACCUCAUAGAAAUGAUGCACAUAAACUCACACUUGUUAUUAAAAGCCUCAAAUGUAUAUCAAUUUAUUGCUCUUUAAAAGUGUAUAAAAUAUGUUGUAUAAAAUAAAUAUUAUUACAUGUUAAGUUU
Messenger RNA from Aricia agestis (brown argus), 2436 nucleotides. RefSeq names its product DNA helicase MCM8-like. The record is from RefSeq and is a predicted model, not a curated record. Gene Ontology annotation, biological process: DNA replication. The transcript is spliced from 15 exons. The coding region runs from base 44 to 2386 and encodes 780 amino acids. Gene Ontology annotation, cellular component: nucleus; MCM complex. Gene Ontology annotation, molecular function: ATP binding; ATP hydrolysis activity; single-stranded DNA helicase activity. Lineage: Eukaryota; Metazoa; Arthropoda; Insecta; Lepidoptera; Lycaenidae.